AAAUUUUAAAGUUAACAAAUAGUAAAGAAAGAAACUUAAAUUUGUUUUUAAUAAUUCAUAGAUUAUUAAAAUUUGAAAAUGAAGAUGAAUUAAGUUUAAAGUAUUUAAAAAAUAGGAGAUACUGCAGUUCCAUCUCCAGAAAUGAGACCAAUUUAGACUUAAGCAAAUAAUUCAACUAUUUUUUAAAGUGCAAAAAUAGCAUAGCUCUCUCAAUCAGCAUAAUCAAUAUAAUCUACACCAUUUACAUAAGUCAGGGAUAUAUCUCCGCUUACUCAUAAACAAUUGAAUGCCCUAUCGCCUAGCAAAUCAACUUUAUCUCAAGGCCAGAAGAAAAGAAAUCAUAAAAUACCAUGCCCUGCACAUUAGGAAUUUGACAUAUCUAACAUGUGCACGGCAGAAGGUUGCUUAGAGCCACUUUGUGCUGAAUGCAUUCGAGUCCAUACAUAGCUUCACAAUAAUGAAGGAACAUCUUCUAAUAUUGACACAAUAUUUAAUAAAAGAGAUUAGUGUAUUGAAAUACUGAAAGAGUAAACUAAUCUCUUCAGCCAAGAAAUUCAAGUGCUCGGAUAAAUUGGAGAUUCUACAAGAGACAAUUUAUUAAAAUAAUCUUUAGAGAAAAUUUAAAUAGCAAAAGAAAAAGUCCUUUUUGUAGUGGAGCAAUACUUUAAAGAUAUUUAAGAACAUGUGCAAUAAAAAAUAGUUUAUUCAAAACAGAGCACAACAGUUGAUAAAUAGAAAAACUUAGAAUUAAAAUUACAGUCAAUAAUUUAAGAUAUAGCAAAGAUGGAAGAUUUAUUAAACUCUGAAGAUUUCAUAAAAGCAAUAAUCUAAAUAUUAUCAGGUGAGUAUGACCACAAUUAUGAAAAAAUUUAGCAAGAAAUCAAUGAAGUUGUUGAAAAAAGCGGAUCAGAAUUAUUUGAAGUAGAAUUUGAUGAAUCAAAAAUGUACUCUUUGAAUAUUGAAAUAUAAAAAUUGAUCUUUUUAAAACCUCAUAACAUGGAUGGAGUGAUCAAUAAAACUUUGGAGAUAAGUAAGGCUGAUGUUUUUUAAAGUAAACACUAAUCGCCUUUAAAAAAGCAUAACUAAACUGUUCUAUCAACUAUUGUCAGUCAUUAACAAAGAAAUAAUUUUUCUUCUAACUAAAAGUUAAAUUCUUAAUCAUUUUUGUAAGUUGGAAACCAUGUCUCACAAGCUAAUGAAAAUAUAAACAGAUAAUCUCUCUAGAAUAUAGAAUCGUUAAAUGAUUUAAAUAAACCAAAAACAUUAAUUUCCUAAAGACCACCCUAAUCAUAGUAAUUAUAAAAAAGUAUAAAUUAAGCUCUUAGCAAUUCAUAAAUAUCCAAAUCAAGUAAUAUUGGUCUAGAUUAAUUUAUGCAUUUACCUAAAAGUUAACGCUAAUAGCAAUAGUAAAUGUAAAAUGGAAAUCUAAGAGAAGAAUAAAUUUAAUCUAGACAGCCAUACAUUUCUUCAAAUCAGCCAAGUUUGAAUUUAAGCAGAGAUUCAAGUCCGAAUAGAAAUAGCGUAAAAGCUUAAGAUUAAGUUGGACUUAGAGGUUCUAGAUCAAUUUCAAGCAACAUACAAUAUGAAGGAUAAUAGAAAAAAAUGUAUACAUUUAAUGAAGUAACAACGUUUGGAUAAUAAACAGAUAGAGAAAUAUCAUAGUAAUAAUAAUAAUAAUAAUCAAUAAAUAAUUCCAAUUCAGUCAAUUCUAUGCGUAAGAACAACCAUAUAAUAAGAAGUUUAUAAAAUCCAUAAAACAUUUACUAAGAACCUUAAAGAAAUUUUGUCUCUAGCAAUUCUCAAGAAAAAUAUACCCCCUAUACUACUUCAAAUCCCUCAAGCUAAAGACCAUCUGUUUCGCAGCAUGGAGAUGAGCGAAUUUCAUAAUCUCAAAAUAUAGAAAAUAGCUAGCUUAUGAGCUAUCCAUAAAUACUAUUAGAAUAAGCAGACUACUUCUCACCUUAAACUUCAAGAAAAUUUCUUCAUUUCUUCCAAGAUAAUUCUAAAAUAUUUCAUUAUUUAGAUCUUGAAACUCUUAGCAAAGAUUCUUAAACACAGCAAUUUUAACAAUAAAUUUUAAAUAUUUAAUUCAAAAUUCCUAUGUACCAUAGAAGUGUUAUGACACCAUUUGGGGAUACUUAUAUUACUGGAGGUGUAGAUGUUAAUUAAAAAAGUUACGUACUUAAUACAUGUUAUAAGUUAAACUAUAGAUAAGCUACACUUGAACCUAUCAGUUCCAUGUAUUAUCCUAGAUCCAAUCAUGGUAUUGCAUUUUGUGAAGGUUAUAUUUAUGUUUGUGGAGGCUCUACAAAUCAGGAUAAUACUUGCUUAGAUAAAUGCGAAAGAUUUGAUGUAGAAAUAGGAAGGUGGGAGUAAAUAAGCAGCUUAAAUUAAAAAUGUAGUGGCUGCUCUCUGAGCUAAUUCUCUAAUAGAUUUUUAUUUAAAUUUGGUGGAAAUACUGACAUAUUUACAUUAAGCAAUACUAUAGAGAGAUAUGAUAUUUAGUUAAAUGAAUGGAAAAUAAUACCUUUUAAUAUAAUUCCUAAUCAUAUAACUAUGAAGUUACCAAGUUUCUGUGGAUCUUGCUAAGUAAAUAAAGAUGAAAUAAUUUUGCUAGGAGGAUCUAAUCAUAGUAAUAAGCUGUAGAACGUAUUUUUAAUCAGAAUGUAUAGCGAAGAAUGUGAUGUGAUCUUAUUAAAACCUUUGCCUAGAGCAGGUACAUUUUGGCAAAACCCUAUUGUCCUUGGAGGAGUAAUUUUUAGCUUGCAAAAUAUAAUUAUGGAUAAAUCUCCUGACCAUUGUUACUUUGGUAAGAAGCGAAUAUUGGCUUUUAACUCUUAAAUUUGGAAACAAAUUGGCUCUGAUGAAAUAGAUUACUACAACUCUUCAAACUCUGCAAAUAUGGUUUCAUCAAAUAUUAAUAUAAAUUAGAACUAAUCAUAUAUAUUGGAUAAUAGUUAUAGAAAAUAAACAGCUUCGAAAAGCCCCUACAGAGUAGGCUAGAGUUUAACUACUUCUAAUAAGCUAAAAAAAGUAUUUUAUGAUUGA
Molecule: messenger RNA, 3048 nt
Organism: Tetrahymena thermophila SB210
Lineage: Eukaryota; Ciliophora; Oligohymenophorea; Hymenostomatida; Tetrahymenidae
Product: kelch motif protein
Exons: 4
Molecular function (GO): protein binding
Source: RefSeq, a predicted model, not a curated record